AUGCGAGUCUUGCGGUCGUAUUGGAUCCAACUGCUGGUGCUUGCAGCCAUUGCAGCUACCGUGCCGUUCGCGCAAGGACAACAAGAGCCUUGCAGCAUUACCGUCUCGGACGUGACUGCGCUCUACAACGAACUUGGCUCCCCGAGCACGAGUACAGUUGUGUGCAUUAUGCCCGGAACCUACGCCUUCCCCAAUCAGCGAACAAUCAAUCGAUCGGUUUCGUUUCGAGGUCUGGGCACCCGCCCGGAAGAUGUAGUCAUCUCCAAUCAAUACGGCUCUCAGAUUGUGUUUUACGUCACGAAUGGCGCGGGCCUCAGCGUGAAUUUUGAGAAUCUCAAAGUUACUCAAGGCUCGGGAGCCAUUUACCUGAAUACCGGCGUCAGCUCGGUCCUCAAGAACGUCAUUCUGGACGGCUGCACCUCGACGACGCAGUCCCAAGCUGCCGGUCUCCACCUCUUCGGCAGCAACAAUGUUGUGAUGACAGACUCGGUCAUUUCCAACAAUCAAGUUUGGGAUUAUGGUGCCGGCAUGCGUAUCGGGUCGUUCUCGAACGUCCAACUCCAAAACGUUGCGUUCUCGAACAACGCGGGCGCUAUGUAUGGCUCAACCAAUUAUGGUGGUGCCAUCGCCAUUGACACUGUGACCACUGUUACUGUCACUUCAUGCACAUUUACAAACAACCGAGCCUAUUCCGGAGGCGCGAUCGGCGUCAAGGCUGGAGUCUCAAACUCGCUGUCCAUCUCCAAGUCCACGUUUACCGGAAACACUUGUGCGGGCUCUGGCUGGGGCCAUGCCCUCAGUCUCGGAACUACAUCGAAUUCUCGUACAGCAAUCUACAAGAGCACGUUCAAUGGCAACUAUGUCGCAGGCACCGCAGCCAGCUCUAGCAUCUAUACUGCGUCCGGUGCGACCACUACUUUGCUCAUCUACAACAUGAUCACUGCCAGCCAAGUGUCGUCAAACGGGUUUGCCAAUUCGGACGUUGGCUUCGGAGGCAGCGCUACAGUUAUUGCGACCAACGCCGAUGUUAGUGCAGUCAGCAAGAGCGGCACUCCAACCUGGGUGGGCUUGGAUCUUGCGCCCACAUUCUGCACUUCGGCCAUCUCGUCCGGAGCGCAGGCGUGGAUGGUGAAUGUUGUCGACGAGUGCAUGAUUGCCUCGACCUCGUCUGCGGCAAUGGUGUCGCAAUCGAUCGCCUCCGUGUCCCUCGUGUCGGCGAGCUCGGUCUCCUCCGUGUCCGCUGCCUCGGCCUCCUCCGUGUCUGCUACGUCUGCGGCAUCAGUCGCCGCUGUGCUUGCGUCAGUCGCUUCCGUGUCCUCUGCGUCCGCCGCGUCUGUGAUCUCUUCAUCCUCAGUCGCUGCUGCUUUGGCGUCGGCUGCCUCUGUGUCCUCUGUUUCCGCGGCCUCGGUUACGUCCGCAGCCUCAGUUGCCUCCGUGUCCUCCGCGUCUGCAGCGUCUGUUACUUCUGCAGCCUCCGUUGCCGCCGUCUUGGAGUCUGUUGCCUCCGUGUCCUCCGUUUCCGCCGCCUCUGCAGCAUCCGCAGCAUCUGUUGCUUCCGUGUCCUCCGUUUCGGCAGCCUCCGCUACUUCUGCAGCAUCCGUUGCCGCCGUCUUGGAGUCUGCUGCUUCUGUUGCGUCAGUUGCUUCCGUCGCCUCUGUUGCCUCCGUCGCCUCAGUUGCUUCCGUGUCCUCCGUGUCCGCCGCCUCUGCGAUCUCUGCUGCAUCCGUCGCCGCCGCUUUGGAGUCUGCUGCUUCGGUCGCCUCUGUCGCUUCCGUCGCUUCGGUAGCCUCCGUCGCCUCAGUCUCUUCAGCAUCAGCGGCCUCUGCGACGUCAGUCGCAUCGGUCGUCGCAGCUUCGAUGGAGUCGGUCGCUUCUGUCUCCUCAGUGUCUGCAAGCUCCGCGUCGGUCGCUUCCGUUGCGGCUGUCGAGUCUGCCGAGUCGGUCCGCUCGGUUGAGGCUGCCGUCUCCCUCCACUCUGUGCAGUCGGCUGCUUCGGUGUCCUUGAAGAACGUUCUCACCUUGCAGGCUUCGUCUGGCAGCGCCGGAUCCAUAAUCCCAAUCGUGGCUGGCGUCGUUGGUGUUGUCGCUCUCCUUGCUCUCAUCGUCGUCAUUGUCUUGGUCCGUCGUCGCCGCGCGCGCCAGCAGGCUGGAGCUUCCAAGCCCCGUGACGAGUUCUAUUCGACUGGCCUUCAGUACAACCCUCUGGCAGCUAGCCAGGCCUACGAUGUGCUGAAAGUGGGCGGUAACGAAAGCCAAGGCUACGAUCGUCUCGUCGGCCAGGCUGAACGCGACAGCCUUUCCUCUUCCCACACCACCGAGGACCUGUAUGAAACGCUCGCAGCCAUGGAGCCCACCUAUGCCAACCCACCUGCGCCGGAGUAUGGCCAGCCCGCGGCCAAUCCUCUGUACGCGAAUCCCGCUGAUGCCGACGCGUAUGAGCCUGUGAGCAAGACCUCCGCGGCUGCUGCCGGGUACGAUCAGUUGCAAAACCCGAACGCGGCAGCCGAUGGGGCUCAAACCGGCAUGUCCUACGACGUGCCCGCGCCUCCGUCCACCGACUAUUCCAGCGUGAUCAGUGUUUGCCGCGAGUCUUACAUCCCGCCGCAAGGAUCGACCGCUCCUGCCAUUGGCGGCGCGGCGACAGAGUACGCCGACCUGUUGCAUGGCAAACUGUAAAUGCUUUGAUGAUGCUUGUUAAAUUCUGUCUGAAC
Messenger RNA from Capsaspora owczarzaki ATCC 30864, 2711 nucleotides. RefSeq lists its product as hypothetical. The transcript has 4 exons. NCBI's taxonomy places the organism in Eukaryota, Filasterea, Ministeriida, Capsasporidae. The record is from RefSeq and is a predicted model, not a curated record. The coding region runs from base 1 to 2676 and encodes 891 amino acids.